Metopolophium dirhodum (rose-grain aphid) is the source of this 4872-nucleotide messenger RNA. It is a transcript of the gene Atpalpha, whose product is annotated as sodium/potassium-transporting ATPase subunit alpha. Bases 310 to 2865 code for a protein of 851 amino acids. The record is from RefSeq and is a predicted model, not a curated record. Gene Ontology annotation, molecular function: P-type sodium:potassium-exchanging transporter activity; ATP hydrolysis activity; ATP binding. Gene Ontology annotation, biological process: intracellular sodium ion homeostasis; proton transmembrane transport; potassium ion import across plasma membrane. Lineage: Eukaryota; Metazoa; Arthropoda; Insecta; Hemiptera; Aphididae. The transcript is spliced from 13 exons. Gene Ontology annotation, cellular component: membrane.
AGUAGUGGUUAUAAAAAAGGGUGUAUUCAGAGUUGUUUAUAAUGUUUCGUUUUAAAGUUAUGACUUAUUAGUUAAUAGUAAAAUAGUAAAUACUUAAUAGGUAUUGACUAUUGGCAUUUGGUAACCAAUUUUGGUUGGUCUUAUACUCUUAUCCACAAUUUGUGUUUAGUAAUUUUGUGCUGCGUUUUCGUACGUUUAUUAAUAUUACGAUUAUUUUGAAUUUUUACGUUCGGUCUUGAAUUAUUGUUUCCUUAAACAUUUGUCAUAGAAAAAUUAUGAACGAGUUUUUGUAAUUAAUAUUUUUUCGAAAUGGCAUCAUUAGCAUCUAAGGAUUAUGAUCUGCAUGGAAGAACAGACUCAUAUCGUGUUGCUACAGUUCCAUCUCAGUUUGAUGAUAAUAAAACAGUAGAUGGAAAACCAAAAACAAGAAGAAAAGCACCAUCAUCGAUUAGUACCAAGUAUAGUCAUGCUGAAAACUUAGAUGAAUUGAAACAAGAUCCAUAUUUGGACUAUCAUAAAGUACCAUUAGAUGAACUGUACCAACGGUUUGGAACACAUCCUGGAACUGGGUUAACUCAUGCUAAAGCUCGAGAAAAUUUAGAAAGAGAUGGACCUAAUACUCUGACACCACCAAUUACAACACCCGAAUGGAUAAAAUUUGCAAAACAGAUUUUUGGUGGAUUUUCAGUAUUAUUAUGGUGUGGAGCACUUCUGUGUUUCCUAGCCCAUACUGCAGAAACUAGUACUACAGAAGAUCCAAAUGACGAUUAUUUUUACUUGGGAGUAGUAUUAGUUGCUGUUGUCAUCAUCACAGGAAUCUUCUCCUAUUAUCAACAAGCUAAAUCUUCUGCAAUUGUGGAUUCAUUUAGGAAUUUAGUUCCUCAGUUUGCCGUAGUUAUACGACAAGGUGAAUCAUUGACAUUACGAGCUGAAGAUCUUACUCUUGGUGACAUUGUUGAGCUUAAGUUUGGAGACCGUAUUCCAGCUGACUUAAGAAUUAUUGAGAGUCAUUCAUUUAAAGUUGAUAAUUCAUCACUGACUGGUGAAUCUGAACCGCAAAGUCGCACUCCGGAAUUUACUCAUGAAGAUCCUUUGGAAACUAAAAAUUUUGCAUUUUCUUCCACUCAUGCUGUUGAAGGAACUGCUAAGGGUGUAGUUAUUGCAUGUGGAGAUAAUACUGUUAUGGGAAGAAUUGCCGGAUUAGCUUCAAGUUUAGAUAGUCGACCAACGCCAAUUGCAAGGGAAAUAAUUCGUUUUGUGAAUUUUGUUAAUAUUACUGCUAUUAUUAUUGGAAUAUUACUAUUCAUUAUUGCAUUGAUGAUGGGCUGUUAUUGGUUGGAUGCCAUAAUUUUUAUGAUAGGUUUUUUAGUUGCAGCUGUCCCAGAAGGUUUGUUAGCCACUGUAACUGUUUGUUUAACAUUAACUGCCAAGCGAAUGGCAUCUAAAAACUGUCUUGUAAAGAAUUUGGAAGCAGUAGAGACAUUAGGCUCAACUUCAACAAUUUGUUCUGAUAAGACUGGAACAUUAACUCAAAAUCGUAUGACUGUUGCUCACAUGUGGUUUGAUAAUCAAAUUAUUGAAGCCGACACUACUGAAGAUCAGUCUGGUGUGCAAUAUGAUAGAUCCAGUCCUGGGUUUAGAGCUUUGGCUAGAAUUGCAACACUUUGUAAUCGAGCUGAAUUUAAAGCAGGACAAGAUGGUGUACCUACUCUAAAAAAGGAAGUAAAUGGGGAUGCUUCAGAAUCCGCUUUGUUGAAGUGUAUGACACUUGCUCUUGGUGAUGUCAUGUCUAUCAGAAGGCGUAACCGUAAGGUUUGCGAGAUACCUUUUAAUUCAACAAAUAAAUAUCAGGUUUCAAUUCAUGAGACUGAAGAUCCUUCAGAUUCUCGAUAUUCUCGAUAUUUAUUAGUUAUGAAAGGAGCUCCUGAACGUGUCCUUGAUCGUUGCUCUACCAUAUUUAUUGGGGGAAAAGAAAAAGUUCUCGAUGAAGAAAUGCGUGAAGCAUUUAAUAACGCAUACUUAGAAUUAGGUGGUCUUGGUGAGCGCGUCCUAGGUUUUUGUGACAUGUUAUUAUCACCAGACCGUUUUCCUAAAAAUUUCCUGUUUGAUGUCGAUGAACCUAAUUUCCCAUUAAGUGGUAUGCGAUUUGUUGGGUUGAUGUCUAUGAUAGAUCCACCAAGAGCAGCGGUUCCAGAUGCUGUGGCUAAAUGCCGUUCAGCUGGUAUAAAAGUUAUUAUGGUUACUGGAGAUCAUCCUAUUACUGCUAAGGCAAUCGCAAAAUCUGUUGGAAUUAUAUCUGAAGGAAAUGAAACAGUUGAAGACAUCUCUCAGAGAUUAAAUAUUCCUAUAUCUGAAGUAAAUCCAAGAGAUGCUAAUGCAGCUGUCGUGCAUGGUUCUGAAUUAUUGGAUUUGCCUCCAGAGGUUUUGGAUGAAAUAUUAAGAUACCAUAAAGAAAUAGUAUUUGCAAGAACUUCGCCUCAACAAAAAUUAAUUAUUGUUGAAGGUUGUCAAAGAAUUGGAGGAGUUGUUGCUGUAACUGGAGAUGGUGUUAAUGAUUCACCUGCACUUAAAAAAGCAGAUAUUGGCGUUGCAAUGGGAAUUUCUGGAUCAGAUGUUUCAAAAGAAGCAGCUGACAUGAUUCUUUUAGAUGAUAAUUUUGCUAGUAUUGUUACUGGCAUAGAAGAAGGACGUUUAGUGUUUGAUAAUUUAAAAAAAUCUAUUACUUAUACUCUUUCAUCUAAUGUCCCUCAAUUACUGCCGUUCAUUGCUUUUAUCAUGCUAAGCAUACCAUUGCCUAUUGGUGCUAUUGCUAUAUUAUGCAUUGAUCUUGGUACAGAUAUGAAUGUUGAUAAUUAUUUGGUUUGACGUUUGUUCACUACAGUUUUGAUUAUAAUUAGGCUAAACAUAUGAGGUAAACCAUUGACUUUUUUAUUAUUCUAGAAACUGACAUAAUUUAUAUCUAAUCAGUUUUAUAAUUUCCUUUUUAAUCUACUAUCCCCGUUAGGUUAACAGAUAAACAUAAUAUUUUCAUUAUAGAAAUAUUCAAUAAUAAUUAGCUAAAAAUAUUAAUAAAUUUAACUUGGAUUAAUUGACUUUGUUUUUUUAAUGUGACAUCAAUUGUCUUAUAAUUAUUAGUUGUAAUUGUAAUUUAUGAUGUGAUAUAUGAUUAUGUGUUCAUAGUAGUGUGCAAGUAUAGAGAAAUCAACAUUUUUAACAGUAUUAAUCAGUGGUGGAUCUAAGAUUUUAAAAAAAUGGCAUGGUUAUAAUUAAAUCUGGAUCAUAUGUUUGGAAGUCGUGUAUCAUAAAAAUAAGCCGCAUAAAAAUUCUUGUAAAGUCAAUGUAGAUAUUAUGAGUGUUAUUAAAAAAUUUAGUAUUACCUUGGGUUUAACUUAUACAUAAUAGACAUAUCAACUACCAACGUCGAGUAUAAUAAUAAUAUUUUAUCAUUUUCCUACCUAUAUCUAGUAUGAUUAUAAUAUGUUAUUUUAUUUCAUUUUAAUAAUACUUUUUGAGUUUAGGUAAUACUAUUACCUAUACAUAAUUAUGUAGGUAUAGAAUUGUAUUUAAAAUACUCAAUAUUAUUUUUAUUUUAAUAAUUCAUAAGUCAUUAAUAUGACUUAAAUACGUUAAUUUUCACUAUCUAUCCAUUCAUACAUGAAAAAUAUAAUAUAAUAAAAUUAAAUGGAUAAUUAAAAAUCAACAAUAAUCUUGUGUUUUAAUAAAUUUGGAUUCCUAGUUGGAAAUAUUGGAUUCAAACAAUUACUAAAUUUGAUAAAAAAAAAAAAGACUAGACUAAUGCUGACACAUCAAUAAUUUAUCAAAAUAAUGUUGGGGUAAUGGGGUCUACAGCUAUUUUGAGAAUUUUUAUAAAGAACAAUUAUAUUGUAUUUAAUAAAACAAGAAAAAAGUAGACAUGAUAUAUAAAAAACCAAAUUUCUGAAAUUUCUAUUCUAAAAAAUAAUUACUCCAACACGAUAAAUUGUAUUGUUUUUAACUAAAUAAUUUAAUUGAAAUGAUAUAACUAUGUCAUAAAUCAUUAUAUUAAUUCCAACACAGAAAUUGUUUUACUUUUGAAAAAUAUUUUAUUUUUGAUAAUGAGCUAUGAGGCAACUGAGACUCAACUUUUAAACAUUUGACAUGGUACCAGUUAAAUUUAGUAGCUAUGUUAGUUGGACUUUAUUUAAAGGAAUGAAUAACUUUGGGACUCAUAUAUUUUUGAAAUAUUAUAAUGUAUCUAAUUAUAAGAAGUGAUAAUGAAAACAAAUAAGCUUAUAUUGACUGAGCUCAAUUAGACUUAUCUGAGUGGCUUAUAUCUGCCACUAAUAUUAAUUGAUAUUUUGUAUUAUUAGAAACUAGAUUUCAGUAGAUAAUAAAUUAAUAAAUAAUCAUAUUUUAUAAAUUUAGCCAAAAUGCUUGACACACUGUUAGCUAGAGCUUAUAUAAAUAUUUGUCAGUGUAUUUAGUGAAUAUCUAUAGAAAAUAUAGAAAUAGAAGAAGUAGUUUUUGAACUCCAUUAGAAUGGGCUUAUUGUAUUUAGGUUCCAGCCAUUUCAUUGGGUUAUGAGCAUCCAGAAUCAGAUAUAAUGAAGCGCCCUCCUAGAAAUCUAAUUAGAGAUAAACUUGUGAAUAACAGGUGACUAUAUUAUGCAGUAUUUAUUGUUUUAUUGCUUUUGCUUUUUGUCUUAGUUACAUGCUUUGAUAUUCAGAUUAAUAAUUAACACAUGUAUUUCUGCAUAAAUUUUUUCUUUUUAAUCUUGACCUUGCUAAUCUGUAUUCUUGACAUAUAUAUUUAAUUUAUAAGCUUUCAAUGUAACAAAAAAAUAAAAAAAAAAAAAAAAAAUGUUUGUGGAUGAUUUGUUUGUUAUUUUGGGAC